GUCUUUCCGUUUGAGCACAUCUCUGCAGAAGUAACAGGCGCUCUCCCCCGUGGGCUCUCGCUCCCAACGCUCACAUAGACACACCUGUGCAAGAAGCAGAGGGGAAGACAGAUCCAGGCCCAGAGGCCCUGCCUUUCCUUUGGGGGAAGGCCCAGGUCCCUGCCUGCCUCAGCAAAGCCACAAUGGACCCCAGAACCUCUCUUAGGCACCUGUUCCUGGUGCUGCAACUGGUGAUGCUCCCAGCCGGCACUCAGGGGAAGAAAGUGGUGCUGGGUAAGGCAGGAGAACUCGCAGAGCUGCCCUGCAAAGCUUCCCAGAAUAAGAGCCUGUUCUUCAGCUGGAAAAAUUCUUACCAGACCAAGAUUCUGGGGCGUCAUGGCUACUUCUGGCACAAAGGUGCCUCCAACCUGCACUCUCGAGUCGAAUCAAAAAUAAACCUGUGGGACCAAGGAUCCUUUCCUCUGGUCAUCAAGGAUCUUGAAGUACCUGACUCGGGGACUUACAUCUGCGAAGUGGAGGACAAGAAGAUCGAGGUGGAAUUGCAGGUGUUCAGAUUGACUGCCAGCUCGGACACCCGCUUGCUGCUGGGACAGAGCCUGACCCUGACCUUGGAAGGCCCCUCUGGUAGUAACCCUUCAGUGCAAUGGAAAGGUCCAGGCAAUAAAAGGAAGAAUGAGGCCAAGAGUCUGUCACUGCCCCAGGUGGGGCUGCAGGACAGUGGCACCUGGACAUGUACCGUCUCCCAGGCCCAGCAGACGCUGGUGUUCAACAAGCACAUCCUGGUGCUGGCCUUCCAGGAGGUCUCCAGCACAGUCUAUGCAAAGGAGGGGGAGCAGAUGAACUUUUCCUUCCCACUCACAUUCGGAGAUGAAAAUCUGAGCGGGGAGCUGAGUUGGCUGCAGGCAAAGGGGAAUUCCUCCCCCGAGUCCUGGAUCACCUUCAAAUUGAACAAUGGGAAGGUGACUGUGGGAAAGGCUCGCAAGGACCUCAAGCUCCGCAUGAGUAAGGCGCUCCCCCUCCACCUGACUCUGCCCCAGGCUUUGCCUCAGUACGCAGGUUCUGGAAACCUGACCCUGAAUCUCACCAAGGGGAAGUUGUAUCAGGAAGUGAACCUCGUGGUGAUGAGAGUGACUAAGUCCCCAAACAGUUUGACCUGUGAGGUGCUGGGACCCACGUCCCCCAGGCUGAUACUGAGCUUGAAGAAGGAGAACCAGAGUAUGAGGGUCUCAGAUCAGCAGAAGCUGGUGACCGUGCUGGGCCCUGAAGCAGGGAUGUGGCAGUGUCUACUGAGCGACAAGGGCAAAGUCCUGCUGGAAUCCAAGGUCAAGAUUUUGCCCCCGGUGCUCGCCCACGCCUGGCCGAAGCUUCUGGCUGUGGUGCUGGGGGGCAUCACCAGUCUUCUGCUUCUCGCUGGAUUUUGCAUCUUCUCUGCUAAAUGCUGGCACCGCAGGCGCCGGGCAGAGCGGACAUCUCAGAUCAAGAGACUCCUCAGUGAGAAGAAGACCUGCCACUGCUCGCACCGGCUCCAGAAGACAUGUAGUCUCACCUGAGGCCCCAGCCAGGAGGAGCUUCCCAUCUGCAGCCUCCCCAGCUGGCUCCCCCUGCAUUUCCUGUUGGUCUCCUGGGCCUGCGGACCAGAUGAAUGUAGCCGGCAUAGCGCCUCUGUCCACCUCCUGCCCUCCCCGUCCAGUGGGCCUUGGGUCCGCUCUUCAGAGGCUCACUCACACCCCCUCUUCCCCAUUUCCUUUUCACUCAAACCCUAGCCCUUCUUUGAUGAUUUCUUCUCCACCCUCUCCCUCACUGCUCACUUGCAUCUCAGGGGAGCACGUGGGACCGGCCCUGCCUGCCCUGGAGGGUGAGGCUGGGUGUCUGAAGCACGAAGCACAGGGCUGUCACUGUUCGGGAGAGGACCCUGGGACCAGAGAAGGCAGGGACUAGCCCAAGGUCACACAGCCCAUCAAGGACGGAUCCAGAUCCAAAGGCUCCUUCCUGACUGCCAGCCUGUGCUGCUCCAUUCUGCCUGCAUCUUACCCUGUGUUAGCAGAACCACAGACUUACAUCCUGACCUGAGCACAGACCAGCACCCUGGACACAUUCGUGCGCAGAUACAGUUCCUUACCACCCAAGCAGCGUGGUGCUGUCUACAAGUCAGUUUCACAUCCUUAGUCCAUUUGAACCUCAUGAAGAUCCUACAAGACUGGUAGUGACAGGACCAAGAUUACCAUCUCCAGCUUCUAGACCAGAAAUGGAAUGCAGAGAGGUCAGGUGAUGGCCUAGGUUCACACGGCUAGUACGUGGGCUAGCCCAGGUCUCUUGACCUCUAGGUCCACUGCUAUCUCUUGAACACAGGGACAAAUACCACACAGAUCUCUGCAGUUGGCUGGUCAUAGAUGCCCGGUACUACCUUGGAUUCCCUUCACCACAGGGAGGUUGCCUCAGAGAGUUCAGGGCCUCCCUGCCGAGGAUCCCUCCUCCAUCACAGCAGAAUCCUAUUACCAGAGGACAAAACCUGUAGUUCUCCUAAUCAGGGCACAGGCUGCGAGCACAGUGACCCGCCACUCACCCUGUCAGAACCUUCUAGAAGGUGAACUUUGCCAGGGGGACAGGGUGGAGAGCUGGCCAGAGAGUGAACCCUCUGAGGGUACCUCUGGGCCUCAGAGAUACCCACUGGGCCUCAGUCUCCCUGCCCCAUACCCCCCUUCAUCCCUCCCCCAAAUGAUUCAGGAGACAAGAAAAUUGGGUUUACAAGUUUUCUUCUUCCUCCUCUUCUUCUUUUUUUUUUU
Molecule: messenger RNA, 2783 nt
Organism: Delphinapterus leucas (beluga whale)
Lineage: Eukaryota; Metazoa; Chordata; Mammalia; Artiodactyla; Monodontidae
Gene: CD4
Product: CD4 molecule
Biological process (GO): cell adhesion; immune response
Cellular component (GO): membrane
Molecular function (GO): coreceptor activity
Source: RefSeq, a predicted model, not a curated record